Molecule: messenger RNA, 1401 nt
Organism: Spodoptera exigua (beet armyworm)
Lineage: Eukaryota; Metazoa; Arthropoda; Insecta; Lepidoptera; Noctuidae
Source: the annotation of a GenBank genome assembly
AAGUUGAGUUGUCGCACGAUGUAAAGUUUAUAAAAUAAUACAUUUUUUUAAUUAAAGUUCGUGUAAAUGAAAUAAGUAACGAUAUUAGACACUGAAGUGUUUUAAAUAUAGUAUUUUGUCACUAAAUUUUUUUACUUGGUGUUAUUAUCGUGCUAGGUUAGAACCGCUUGUCAAGUACACGUAUGCAGCUAUGUUGCUUGAAGAUCUGUUUUUGUGAUUUUUGAGUGAAAUGCCGUGAAACGAACCCGAAAAAAAUAAAGUAGAAACAAUGCUGCCCCUUACGCAAAAGGACACGCGGGUUCCGCGUGGAACAGUUGGUGGAAUACGUGAAAAGAUCGCAAAUUGGAUGAGACUAAUUUAUUCUGAUAAGAAUUCUAGGAAUUUAUUCAUGUUCCUUCUUCUAAAUUUGUCCUUUGCGUUUGUUGAACUAUUCUAUGGUAUAUGGACGAAUAGUUUAGGUCUAAUAUCUGAUGCAUUCCACAUGUUCUUUGAUUGCACGGGUUUGGUAGCCGGCUUGGCAGCCUCCUUAGUCUCAAAAUGGCGUGCCAAUGAAAGAUAUUCAUAUGGAUAUGCAAGAGCUGAAGUGCUGGCUGGAUUUGUAAAUGGAUUGUUCCUGUUAUUUAUAGCAUUUUUCAUUAUGAGUGAGGCUGUAGAAAGAGCUAUUGAGCCACCUGAGGUGAAACAUGAACGUCUCCUGUUGGUGUCAAUAUUGGGUUUCCUAGUGAAUAUGGUGGGCAUAUACGCCUUCCACCACGGGCACGGACAUGGCCACGGUGGGCACGGACACUCCCACGGUGGGCAUGGCCACUCACACAACCACCACGGCCAUUCACACGAUGACGACACCGAGGCGCCCACCGGUGCCGGGUCAGCCAUCAUGCGAGGAGUCUUCCUCCACGUGUUAGCAGACACGUUGGGCUCUGUUGGUGUUAUCAUCUCAGCCAUACUUAUGAAGACAUUCGGCUGGAUGAGAGCUGAUCCAAUCUGCUCCAUGGCUAUAGCUCUCCUCAUAGCCGCUAGUGUGAUACCCUUAGUGCGUGACUCCGCGGGCGUGCUGAUGCAACGGACUCCUACCUCGCUAGAGCGCGCCCUUCCUAACUUGUACACGCGCGUGGUCGGCCUGGCCGGCGUGCACGCCGUGCACGAGCCGCACUUCUGGACUUUGUGUAGUGACGUCCACGUCGGUGCACUUAAAAUAGAAGUAGCCAAGGAAGUGGACCCUAGGUACGUGACUGAGCAAACGGCGCGGAUCUUCCGCGAGGCCGGCGUCAAACACCUCACGGUGCAACUAGACUACUACCCACUCUGAUGAUCACAAACGUACACAUGACCACCCAGUGGUCCCGUGUCCUCUAGAAAUAAGUUAAUUAAAUGUACUGUGCAAUUAUGAUUUCGGUGGGA